Kluyveromyces marxianus DMKU3-1042 is the source of this 1797-nucleotide messenger RNA. It is a transcript of the gene GSM1, whose product is annotated as Gsm1p. The transcript has a single exon. Gene Ontology annotation, molecular function: zinc ion binding; RNA polymerase II transcription regulatory region sequence-specific DNA binding; DNA-binding transcription factor activity, RNA polymerase II-specific. Gene Ontology annotation, cellular component: nucleus. Bases 1 to 1797 code for a protein of 598 amino acids. Lineage: Eukaryota; Fungi; Ascomycota; Saccharomycetes; Saccharomycetales; Saccharomycetaceae. The record is from RefSeq and is a predicted model, not a curated record. Gene Ontology annotation, biological process: cellular response to starvation; regulation of DNA-templated transcription.
AUGACCAGGAAACUUAGUCCACAAGAAAAGAUGAACAGAAAGCCGAUAAAUACGGCAUGUGUGUUCUGUCACUCGAAGCAUUUACAGUGUGAUGUUGGUAGGCCUUGUCAGAAUUGCACAAAACGUGGAAUAGGCGAAACGUGUAGAGAUAAAGAGCGUAAGCCUAGGAAAAGGGGACCGAGAAAGCUGAAGAGAGAGGGUUCAGUUGAUCAGGAACAGAAGUUCGAGAAGGUGGCUAGUAGUGAUAACAACGAAUCAGUAACUAUUGUGAGCACGAUCCAUCACAACAUGUUGGUUCCUGUGGUGAAUACAGCCAAGUCUAGUGUUAGAGAAGCAAAGCCAGCGAAGAUAUUGAAGCCAAAGAAACCUGUAGAUGUAGCGACCAAGCGAAAGAACAUUUCGAAGCUGGCCAUGGAUACGUUUCAGUUACCACUGCCCCCAGUUCAUUCACAGCCUGAAUCAUCAUUAGAAAAACACAAGAAGAUAGUGUCUCCUGAGUUGCUGCCAAAGAUACCAAGUCUAACACAGCUCUUCAACCCAACUGCGGAACCGGUAAUUUCGGAUGCCCUGCUGCCAAGUAACCAGAGCAGCACCACAAACAUACCUUCACUGGUGGAGAAGAUGAACCUCGAGCACAAGGAUAGAGUGCAGGAACAGGUCGCUGACCAUUUAUCGCUUCAUACGCGGGAUCAUUCAUCAAACGAUACUUCAGGUAACAGUAGUGGAGGAGAAUUCGGCAGUGUAUGGACUACCGAAGAGUAUACAAAGUUGAACGAUAUGCUAUCAACACCGAAUCUCUCACGAAAUGGAUCAAAGACAUAUUUGAAUGCGAAUGCUACGUGGUCGCCAAGUAACAUGAUUAAGAUGGAUCCCAUAGACGAGUCACCUAACCCUAACACUUCGAAUAACAUCUUGGCGUCUGCGGCAACGCAGAAUCAUACAAUAAACCUUGCAGGCAAUUCAUUGAGAAGAACGAAUUCUAGGCCGCAUAUCUCUUUGGACCAAAUGGUAGGAGAUUCGAGAAGAGGCGACUCUGUGACGGAUACCUCGCCAGAAUCGCAGUCUGCAGAAACUGCAGAAACGUUGACACCUUAUAAAUUCAGAAUGAUAGUUAAAUCAGCAGAGGACUUGUACAAACACCAAGACUUGAUUCAGCCACACAACUAUAAAUCUGCGUAUCUAGAGUUAUCAAAGUUUCUCAGGUCCAGAUUCAUUCAAGAAGGUGAUAAAGCGGCGUCUUCUCAGAAAGAAGAGAGAGAUGGACCAGCUCAACUUCAAAACAUUGCAUAUUCAAUCAAGUCACAUUACGCCCCAAUAUUCGUUACACUUACCACUAAUUUGAUUGCACAAGAUCUAAAGUUGCAGGAACUUAUUUUACAAAGGGCUCUAUUGGAGUACGAAAGUAUGGCAAAGCUAGUGAAUUGUACUCCAAUGUGUAUUUGGAGGAGGUCUGGAGAAAUAUGCUUUGCUUCAAAUGAAUUUAUCUCCUUGACAGGGUUUAGUAAAAAAGAGAUCUUAAAUCAAAGGAAGUUUAUCAUGGAGUUCAUGGACAAUGAGAGUAUUGUUGACUAUUACGACAUAUUCCACGAAUAUUUAGCAUUUGGCUCCACUCAAGGUGGGGCAUUUAGCUCUUCAAUGGGAACAUCUGACGGACAAGCUAUCUUUAGUGAGUGUAAUCUUUUGCUAAAGAAUGGAUGCUACCUCCGUUGUGCAUGCAUUUGGACGGUUAAAAGGGAUGGAUUUAACAUCCCGAUGUUGAUUAUGGGUCAAUUCUUACCCAUAUUCGAUAUGGAAUAG